Rhizopus microsporus ATCC 52813 is the source of this 1543-nucleotide messenger RNA. Its product is annotated as Dbl homology domain-containing protein. Lineage: Eukaryota; Fungi; Mucoromycota; Mucoromycetes; Mucorales; Rhizopodaceae. The transcript has 9 exons. The record is from RefSeq and is a predicted model, not a curated record. Gene Ontology annotation, molecular function: guanyl-nucleotide exchange factor activity. The coding region runs from base 50 to 1183 and encodes 377 amino acids.
CACUUUUUUUUUUCUUUUUGCUUAGAGUAAAGCAGAAAGGAGUAAGAAGAUGAAGAACGAUCUUUUAUAUCUUGAUGGCUUACAUUACAUCAAAAACGGCUCGAUCAAGUCAUUUCCAUCAGAGGAAGAGGAGCAAGCAACCCAUUCUAAACUAACAGCAUUCUUGGGGACCGGAUUGGGUAUGAACGCAUAUCCCGAUUGUAUGUGUCAAGAAAGUAAUGCUGCGCCGAUGCUAAAUAUGGAUCAUCAACCUAAAACAUGGAAAGACGGUUUAAGUGAUCAGCCUGCAGAUGCCCUAUGUCUUACUGCAAAGCAAGCAAGAUAUCAGGAACUUGUUUAUGAGAUCAUAACGACAGAACAAGUCUAUGUUGAUGAUUUAAUACUUAUUCAUGAAAUAUUUAUUAAAGAUGCUCUCGAAUGGGGUGGUUUGCUCUUUCCUGUUGAAAGAUUAUUCAAGUCUAUCAAAAGUAUCACCGAGCUUCAUUGGAAAUUACACAUGGAACUAAGAUUAAAGCAAAAGAGCGUUUACCCGGCAAUCGAUGGGAUCGCAGAUAUCUUUAUUUCUUAUUUACCCAAGCUUGAAAUAUACUUCUCUUAUUUUCGUGAUUUUGAAAGAGCCAGUGCUUUGAUUCAGGAGAGUAUCAGGUGUCAAGAUGAGCUUGGUUCAUUUAUACAGCGACGAUCUGCUUGGUCAGAAUGCAAGAGCUUGCCAAUGUCAGCUUAUUUAUUAAAACCGAUACAGCGUAUCAUGAAAUACCCAUUGUUUUUCAAGUCAUUAAGUGAAUGUCUUGAUCCCAAUGACACAGAAGCAUCGCGUAUUUCUUUCUUUCUUGAAGAACUGGAUAAAUUGCUUCGAAAUUUGGAACAAGAGAGAAAAGAGGCAGAGGAGUUUUUGAAGCUUGAAGAUUUAUCAUCACGAAUAAAGGGUUUGGAAGGAUCAACCAUUCAUAUCGCUGAACCAAAACGAAAACUCAUUUACGAAGGAUACCUGACGAUCAUACCAUCUUCUAAUCAGCAACAGUUAUUGCUUAAUAAAAUGAGCUCCUCAACCAUAUCCUUUGCAAGUACAGCUGAAACACCCAAGCUUCGAAGAAGGAAUAGUGCAUUUACGAUAUCGUCGAGAAAAUAUGAUAGAGCAUAUGUGUUUUUAUUCAAUGAUCUUAUUGUUUGCACUCGGAAGUAGAAAAAGAUCCUUGGCAGUGGACGAGAGGGGGUUUGCACUCAUGCCAUCAAAGGGAACCUAUUAUGGGCCAUCUCCUGAUUCUCUUUUUGAAAUAAUACAUUCUCCAGGCAAGCUCACUAUGGUCAACCGACACAUUACCCGCGAGAUGUCACCAGUAUCUCGAAGACCAUCACGUAAAGGAUCGACAUUUUUUCAAUCCUUAAAACGAUACGGUAGCCGUAUUAUUGACGAAGAUAUCAGCACAGACAUGUCGGAUCCACCUUCACCUCUUUCUUUAUCACAACACAGUCUCUCCUUUCUGAGUCCAGAGGUCAAUCAGCCCAGUAUAGAAGAACAUCCCUUGCAGUUCAUUUGCUCAAU